CGAGAUUUUCUCAAGCAUAUGCGUGGCGUGUGUGAUCAAGCGGGGCUAUCGGAUUAGCUCACUUCACAGCGAUCCCUCUAUUUCCUAUGAGUAUCUUACCAGGUAACAAUAACGAUGACGACAAAGACGUCGACCAUGUCAGGGACAUGAAGAAAAGUUUGGACGACGUCACCCACACCAUCCUAAACACCAUCAAGGGUGCAUCUCUUGUCACGAACGAAAUCCUCGACAAGUCAGCAGAUGCGUGGGAUUUGACCAAGUCGCACGUGAAUGACUUGAAGGCAUUGGUCACCGACGAGGAGUUGUUCCCGGAGGACUUCGGUAACCUUCCAGGUGCUGUGAGUAACUCCCUUGGCUUCCUCUUUGACAGCGAUGACGACAAUCUUUCCAAAUUUAAUAAGGUGCUCACCGACUGGCCAAACUUUCUGCCGUUCAAAAGAAACACCCAAAUCAUCUCCGAUGUGGGUUUAUUCUCGUACCCAACGCCGUCCAGCGAGCUCUACGAGUUGUGCAAGGAAAAGAACGGGAUGGCCGGGUGGGACCACAACGGGUACUGGAGAUGCCUUUUCCCCAAGGCCAUUAUCCCACCGCAAUUCCUCCUUCAGAAAGACCUUCUAACCAAAGAGUACGCUCAGUCAUGCUCUAGCACCUCCCAUAACGGUGACAUCGUGUACGAAACCCCAAACAACGGGAAGUUCUUCACCGGAUUCAGCGCCUACAUGGACUGGAGCUCCGCCAUGCGCAAGGCGCAGAGUGCAGAAAGAUUGGAGAAGUUGAAGGAGAAGAAGAAGGAAUGGGUCAGCUUGUUGAAUGAAAAGACAAGCGAAGCUCCAGCCUUGGAACCUGCCAAGGAAGUUACCUCCACUUGCACCACCACCUCCUUCUACACGACUAAGGACGGCACGGAGAAAAACUACACCAAGAUUCGGCAAUCGUUCUCUGACGGCACCUCCCAGAUCAAGAGGGUUUCUAAGACCAAGCACGCUGGUGAUGACCAUUUUGAAACCCAGGAGAGCAUUACUGAAUAUCCUAAGACGUCUGGGUGGUUCUAGCAUUGUCCUUAUUUUGAGCCUAUCUCUUGGCUAUAUGGAUAUAUGGCUUGUGGUUUUAUCUAUGUACCGUUCACCCUUUUAUUGAAAAUAAAUUUUUAACAGAUU
Messenger RNA from Babjeviella inositovora NRRL Y-12698, 1157 nucleotides. RefSeq lists its product as uncharacterized. Bases 87 to 1052 code for a protein of 321 amino acids. The transcript has a single exon. NCBI's taxonomy places the organism in Eukaryota, Fungi, Ascomycota, Pichiomycetes, Serinales. The record is from RefSeq and is a predicted model, not a curated record.